Molecule: messenger RNA, 5017 nt
Organism: Betta splendens (Siamese fighting fish)
Lineage: Eukaryota; Metazoa; Chordata; Actinopteri; Anabantiformes; Osphronemidae
Gene: synpo2la
Product: synaptopodin 2-like a
Exons: 4
Coding region: 281-3838 (1185 amino acids)
Biological process (GO): positive regulation of actin filament bundle assembly
Cellular component (GO): actin cytoskeleton; Z disc; nucleus
Molecular function (GO): actin binding
Source: RefSeq, a predicted model, not a curated record
GCUCUGAUGGUUGGACCACUGUGGCUAUGGGUGGGAGCACAGUGUGUGUGUGUUUUCAGGUGUAAGCACUGGCCUUGAGGCUGGACUCGGAGACAAGUCAGUCCCCGGACAGUGUGGCAGGCGAAGGGCAGGUCAGAGCUCUCUGUGGGGGGGCCUGACUGCUGACAAUGGAGCCAAUGUACUGAGGGCCACCAGGACAAAUACAUCAGCCGACGCAGAAGAGGAAGUAAACAACAAAAAAGAAGAAAAAAACGUUGAAAAAUACAUAGACGACAGAACAAUGGUUGCAGAGGAAGUGAUAAUAACCUUGUCCGGUGGAGCGCCGUGGGGCUUUCGUCUCCAGGGAGGUGCUGAACAUCAGAAACCACUCCAGGUGGCUAAGGUGCGUAAACGAAGCAAGGCAUGUAGGGCUGGGCUGCGGGAAGCUGAUGAGCUGGUGUCCAUCAAUGAACAGCCAUGUGGAAUGCUCUCCCAUGCUCAGGCCAUGAACCUUAUCGACAGCUCCUCUGGGAUAUUGCACAUCCGUGUCAAAAGGGCACCUGCUGGUUUUCAGUCUGUGGUGCUUGUGGCCCGUGCACCGUCUCCCCGUAUAGACAAGGAGUAUCGCGCGGCUCUGCGAACCAUGUCACCCACCCACCACCACCACGCACCUGUUCGUGAAGUCCACCGUAGCCGCUCCACCCUAACCAGUGGCUUGACAUCUCCACCCGGUAGUGAGGCUUACUAUGGCGAGACUGACAGUGAUGCAGAUGUGGCCGGCUAUGAGAGGCAGCGCCGUCAGAAACGACGCAGUCCCAGCAAUUCCAACCCAGUAAAACCGACAGGAAGAACCUCUCCUGAGGGUGGAGAAACAUCCGAGAUGAGUGGUUAUGACAGUGCUCCAGAUGCCCAGAUUUACCCUAGUUUGUUGGAAGGGCGUGGGGGAGAUGGAGAUGGAGCUGGGGGGCUUCCAGGAGUGGCGCGAAGGGAGGUCAUUUACCAACCCUCUGGCACAGGAAUGUGGUCUUCCCAGACAUCCACUGAGACCUCCUCCAUUAUCUCCUCGGCAGACGACCAGGGACCACGGGAUGCAGGGCAAGAAGAGGACAGUGGCUUUUUAGAACUUGCCAAUGUUCCACUGGUGUUGCCUGAGAGGGCAAAGGAGGCGCUUAUGCUCAGCUCUCGCAGCCAGCUUAUACCUAUGGUGGGUCCUGUGAAUAAACCUAUUGAUGAGGAGCUUACAACAACCUACAUGGAAAAAGCCAAGCAAGCCAAACUGAACCGAGGGGAUACACAGCAAGACAAACAGGUAAAGGAAGCCAAAAGCAAGUGUCGAACGAUUGCGUCCUUACUGACCGAUGCUCCCAAUCCUCACUCCAAAGGAGUGCUGAUGUUCAAGAAGAGGCGGCAGCGCUCUAAGAAAUACACUCUCACUAGUUUUGGUAGUGUGGAUGAGGACAGGUGUCAGGACUCACAGGAGGAGGAUGGGGUACUCCCUGGCAGCGAAUCAGAGUUUGAUGAUGAUGCCUUCUCUGCAGUUCCUGACCCAACUUGGGAUAGUGGCUACUUGGAUAUGCUAGAGAAGAGGGCAACAGCAGGCACUGAAGGACGAGGGGAUGGAGCUGAGGAUGCUCCAAGUCCAGGGUUGAGUGCCACGGCAGGCAAAGGGGCCCAGUUAUUUGAACAGCAGAGAAAAAGAGCUGCUGAGCAUGCCAAGAAAAUGGAGGUGCAACCUCAGGUUCCUCCACAGUCUCAUAUCCAAGAGCAUGCACAUGUGCAUCAGUUGUACCCAGAAAUACAACCACAGUUGCAACCAAGCCUCCAUCCUCAGCAGAAGAUGCCAGCUGGGCCUACAUUCACAGAACAGGAGCUCUCCCAGGCACAGGGUCCAGUUUCUGUUGACACCUAUGGAUUGGCCAGCGGAGACCUACCCUCCUUUAGCGCAGCUAGCGUUGUGAUGGCAACUUCACCUGUGGCAGCUAAACUAGCCACCACUGCCUCAGUGAGUACUCUAACUAGCCCUGCACCAACAGCUGAAACACCAUUUCCAGAACUACCUGCUAGUAAUGUCCUCAACAGAACAGCCCGUCCUUUCACUCCUGGCUUUAUCAGCAUCCGAGCUGCAACUGCCCCUGUGACAUUCCGACCUCCUGUCACAAAGACGUCCCAGCGUCCUGCAUCAGCAGCUGUUGUCCCACCACCCUUCUCCACUGCCCCAGAAGCCAUUAAUCCUGCAUCACAACUACCCAGUGGUUUCUCAUCUAUGCUCUCUGCAACACCCAUAGGAUCUCAGGGCCCAUCGGCUCAGAUACCAGAAGCACCUGUUAGGUUUCACCCUCCAGCCAUCUCUAACCCUGUAGAGACAAUGCAGUCAUCAUUACCUUUAACUACUGUAAAUCAGGUUCCUGUUACAGCUGUGCCUCCAGUAUCUAUGCCUUCAUCACCACCAGUUGCACCAGCACGAAUGGCUCCAAUAACCCAAAUUCCUGAUUCAGCUCCAUUGCCAGCAUUUCAAGUGCCAAUUGCUCAGCCACUUUCACCUCAAUUUUCUACGCAACCUGUAUCCGAGGUAUCAGUGCUCUCUCAGACAACCUCUAUUCCUAGUCCCUCUGGUCGUACAGGGAUUUUGCUUGAAGCUCGCCGACGUAGUGGAAAACUCAAACCUAUGUUCAAUGUACCAGAUGUGAAGAAAAAUUCUCCCAAUCCUGAGUUACUGUGUAUGGUACAGAACCUGGAUGACAGGUGCAUACGAAAUAAACAUGGUCAGUUACCAACUGAGGCUAUCUAUGAUGCGACAGAAGAAGAGCAGAUUGAUGAGGCCUUCAUGGGGAAGGUUCCACCACCAGUGGCACCCAAGCCUCGGGUCAUCCAUGAGACACCACAAAUUCUUCAAGCAGGAGGAAAAGGGGCACAGCUGUUUGCACGCAGACAGACCCGCAUGGGUAUGUAUGUAGUGGACUCUCCAACUGAUACUCAUUUCCAACAGGAAGUGGCUCCCCACAGUGCAGCCCAACAGUUUAUCUCAUCCCACAAUCCUUCUCUUCCCUCUCAGUGGAAAUACUCUCCUAAUGUUCGUGCCCCUCCACCAAUUGGCUACAACCCAUUGUUAGGACCUUCUAUUCCUAUGGGCCCUCAGAGGGAUAAAAGCAAACCAGACAGCCAUGGCAGAGGAGGCUCUCAAAGAGAGGGAAUCAAGGCUCUGGAUUUCAUGAGAAAGCAGCCCUACCAGCUCAACCCUGCCAUGUUCAACUACGGGGGCAGUGUUGCAAAUCUAUCAGCAAUGCCAUCUUAUCAUGCUCAGAGGCAGCAAGGGGAUUACGCAACAACAAUGGUGGGUAGCUCAUUGACUACACCUAAGCAGGUCCCCAUUAAAACAGCCAGUGUCUACGAGAUCAAGCGUUUCUCAACACCGACACCCAUGUCCGCUCCCACUCUGACACCUAAGAUCAUUGCACCUCGUUCAGCCACUACUCUUGGAGAACGUCUGAAUCACUCUGGAAUGACGUCCCCGCCUCCUGCUCCUUUUAUUUCAAACCCAGUCCCUCUCUUAACAACAACACCAGUGAGUCUCCCAAUUCCAAUUUCACCACCCUCCCAACCAGCUGCCAUACCCAGUCUUCCAAAAUUUUCUGCCACCCCUAUUCCAAACCCUGUUCUCCAAGCGGUUCCUACACCUUACAGUUCAGCAUCAUACACCACUGGACUCCAGGCAGCCAAGCAGUUUCAGAGUGCUCCUGAGCUAAGCAUCCUAGCGUCUUUGCCCCCACUUAAGUCCAAUCCAGUUCAAGCACCCAAACCACGAUUUGUGGCUACAAAGGGAGGUGUCCAGCCUCGUGUCUGGAGGCCUGGGGCAAUGUAAACAGCCCUAAAACUGUUAAGUUCAUUCAAUAUACAUUACUGAUAUAACACGAUAGGUGAGUUUACUUGUCGUGAAGGUCAAAUGCUCACAACCAGAUGAAAUGUUUUUUUUUUACAUUAGUUCACUGUGCAUUUAAUGUAAUAGUUUGGUCUUGCAGUGUUAUUGAGGUUAUGCCAAACUCUUCUGCUCACUGUAGCCAAAAAGAAAUGCUAUCUUUCAAACAAGGGUCACAUUCAAUGACUGCCCAGGCUGUUACUGAAUGUACACGGGGUAUCACUGCUUUCAAUUGCCACUUAGGGACACCAGGGAGUGUUUGUAGCAUCAAUGUGACCACUCAGGGUCUAUGCAGAUACAGUUUAUGUACAUUCUUAACUUUAAUUAAACAUUUAUCACAGAUAAAGAAAUGUGUAAUUUAUUUUGUUUUAAUUGUGCUCAAAUGUGAAGGUGUGCAAAAGGAUGUUGAUAAACUGAGAGGCACCAAUAUAUGUAAAAGGGUUCAAGAAAUGGCAGUGGCUGCGAAGAAAGGUACUGUAUGCAAGGUAUGAUAAAUUACCAAGUGGUAGCAAAGUUGGGACAUCUAGGUCACUGCCUAUUUCCUAGGCAUGGUAAUGAUCAGAUGUGGUAAAACUGAGACAAGAUUAUAUGUGGUUUUGAAAUCUCAGCAAAAAAGGGAACGGGCAGGAAAGUAGAUACUUGAAAAUAAUUGUUAAAGAAUCUGAUGGACAAAGUCUAGCCUGUGUCUUCUGCUACUUAGAAAGGAAGCAUAAAAACAUUUGAGAGACUGGGUAAGUCAAUAAAUGUAAGUAAAGAAAUUGUUGUUUUCAGUUCUGUAAUUUGGAUUUGUGAUCCUUUGACCAUUUUUGAAGUAUAAUUUCUCCUAAAGCAUUUAAGUAGUUCCUAUUAUUUAUGGCUAUGAAAUAUCUAGGAUGUGGAUAUUAGGAGGUGUAAAAUAUGCUAAAUAAAUGUGUUUGAAUGUAGGCAUUAUUGCUGAAUAGACGUUUGUAUCGACUAGGGCAUAAAUAAACUUAGAUUUAAAUGCCUGAUUUUACACUGCCCCCUGCUGCUGAUUGUGUUGAUUGGCCCUGCCCUGUUUGAAUACAGUACAUGCAUGAGAUAAUAAUAUUCAUAACUGGGCAGUCAUAACUUUGUAUGACAUUUAAUAAAAGCUUAAAUAAAAGA